This is a messenger RNA of Harpia harpyja (harpy eagle), 14215 nucleotides long. It is a transcript of the gene AKAP13, whose product is annotated as A-kinase anchoring protein 13. Gene Ontology annotation, cellular component: actin cytoskeleton; membrane. Gene Ontology annotation, molecular function: MAP kinase scaffold activity; guanyl-nucleotide exchange factor activity. NCBI's taxonomy places the organism in Eukaryota, Metazoa, Chordata, Aves, Accipitriformes, Accipitridae. The coding region runs from base 308 to 8509 and encodes 2733 amino acids. The record is from RefSeq and is a predicted model, not a curated record. Gene Ontology annotation, biological process: positive regulation of canonical NF-kappaB signal transduction; regulation of Rho protein signal transduction; adrenergic receptor signaling pathway. The transcript has 41 exons.
CCCUCCUUCCUGCCCGCCUCCCCGGGCGGAGAGCACCCGGCCCGGCCGCCUCUUUCCCCCCCUCCCCGUCCCCUUCCCUCUCCCUUCCCUUCCCUCCCGGCCCCGCUGCCAGGGGCGAAGCCGCCCGCCGGGCCCCCGCGGCCUUUUUUCUUGGAUUUUAGUAUUGGAAAACUCUCUAAUGAUAACUUUGCUUAGGAGCUGAGCGUCGUGACCUGCCCUCAUCCUCCUCCUUGCUUAGUGUGGGAACGACCUGAAGGACAUCUUGGAGCCACCUGUACUGCUUCAUGCAGUUAAAUGUUCUGAGGUCAUGAAACUUAAUCCACAGCAAGCUCCAUUAUAUGGUGACUCUGUUAUUACAGUGCAACUGACUGAGGAAGAUAAAGUUGAAGAUGAUGUAGUUUUUUACUUGGUCUUCACUGGGUCAACUGUCCAACACUGCACAAGUACGAGGAAGAUUAAUCCUGGGAGUCUGGAGACAAUUUCUCCCGGCCAUGACUGCUGUGAGACAGUGAAGGUGGCGCUUUGUGCCUCUAGAGAAGGUCAUCCUGUUCUUGUUGUGGCAGAAGAGAGUUUCCAGUUUGUCCAGGAUGAAGCCUAUGAUGCUGCCCAGUUUCUGGCCACCUGUGCUGGCAACCAGCAGGCACUAAAUUUCACCCGGUUCUUGGACCGGUCAAGACCACCUGCUGCGGACGUGGACUUUUUGGAUGAGAAAGUGGCUUUGGCAUUUCGACACCUGAAACUGCCGGCAGAAUGGAAUGUGCUGGGAGCAGACCAGUCCCUGACCGAGAACAUCCCUCGGGAAACUCUGAUGCAUUUUGCGGUGAGGCUGGGUCUGCUGCGGCUGACGUGGUUUCUGCUCCAGCAGCCAGGUGGAAGAGGAGCUCUCAGCAUCCACAACAACGAAGGGGCAACGCCUGUAAGCUUGGCCUUGGAGAGGGGCUACCAGAAGCUGCACCAGCUUUUGACAGAAGAGGAAGCCAGGGAACCAGACUCCUGGAGCACCUUGUCUCACACUGUGCACUCGGGGGACUACAGUGUGAAGCACCACCGUGGGCUUGAUGUUUACAUGCUGACGGCUGAAGCCAAGGAAGGGGUAGCAGCCAGCUUGGAGAGUGACAUACGGCACCUUCAGAUGCACAUGCAGAGCCACCAGCACAUGAGUUUAAGACAGCAGACCAAGCCUGUACUGGAAGAUUCUGGAGACAGCUGUUCUAAAGGAGCAGAGCCAGAUGGUCACCCGACCACUACCUCUCAGAGCCUAGAAGAAAUGGCAAGAGAAGGAAGGCAGGAAUGUCCAUCUGAUCUUGUUCACCUGGACAUCAGGCAGCUCUCAGACCAAACCCACCAGGAGGAGAAAUGCAACAGCAGGAGUUUGGGAGCUUUUAAUGAUGCGCCAAAUGACUUGCUGAGCCCGGGGGAUGCAAAGAGCUCAGAGUGCUUCUGUGAAAGUAAAAAUAAAGUGACGUUGAGUAAAAAGGAAGAGGAGGGGCCAACCUCUGCUGAAGGCUCUGGGACUAUAUCAGAUGAGAACGACUGCACGGUGAGCCUGUGUGCAAGUGUAAAUGGUGCCGUAAAUCUUCCAUCCUGUGGAAAUACAAAUGAGGAAGCUGGAAUGACAUCUGCUGGAGUUGUUCUGGAUCAAGCUGGCUUGUGCAGUAAAGAUAGUCCCCAUCAGGAAGUGCAAGCUGCUGAGGAGCGUGCAGCUGACAGUACUGUUACUGUGGUUGAAACUACAGGCAAAGCCCCAGCUUCCUUGGAGGGCGUGGAUGUGGCUAUGGGCCAAACUGAAUGCAGGAACUGUACAGGGGCAGCUGGGAGGGCUGUGGGCCAGCAGCAGGGAGAGGAUGGGAUGGCUGAGGCUGGUGAAGGGAGGACUGCAAACAUAGAAGAGCAAUUGCCAGCUAAGGAAGACUCAGCCAGUGCCUCUCAGCCCUUACUCGGUGGUUUUAAUGGCACCGAGAGUGCAGAUGGGGAGGAUGCAAAUGUGGGAGUGGUGUCGGCGUGUGACAGUACAAAUGCAGAUGAUGGCACUGGCGAUGUCUCCAUUGACCUUUGCAAGACCAGCAAUAACAAAGAGACUGGAGCAGACUCAUGCACUGAUCAGGUAAACAGUGGCUUCUUGGAAAGCCAAGGCGAUGCCCAUGCUGCGGCGAGGCAGGAUGUCACUGCAAGUGCUGGGGCAGCGUUGCCAGCAGUGAAUGGAGUGAAGUUUCCCACAUGUGCAUCAAAACCUGAACCUGGUUUGGAAAUCCGUGGCACUGGGGAGCAAGAAGGGCAGAUGGAAGCAGGUUGCACAGUUGGGAAAUCCAGCUUGCCCUCCCUGAAAGACAGUAUGGAAACUGAUGGCCCUGAUGCUAAACCUGAAAACAGUGACGUUGGUGGAUCUAAUCAAAGCAGUGCAGAACCUGCAUGUUGCCAGGAGAGUGGUAAGAUCACUGAACAUGCAGCUGAAGCAAUGGAGGGCAGCGAAGCCUGUGAAGAGGAGCCAGCAGGAGCUGAUACCAGCAGCAGCGGAGAUGGAGGAAGUGCAUAUUCUGCAGAUGGAGGUCAGGAAGUUGCUAGCUGUCACCCUUCUGCUGAUCAAAUUGUCGUUGAAGAUGAAAUGGGCGACAGCUUCAAACCAGACACUGCUCAAGAGAGCAAAUAUGAGCCUGCAUCGCUCCCUCUGGACGAUGCCAGCGCAUGCCUGGCAGAAAAAGAGCCUGCACAAACCGAAGCAGAGAUAGCAGAAAGUGCUUCGGAGCAGGAGGGGCUGAGCAGCAAGAUGCAAUCACUCAUUCCCCUACCCAGAGGAGAAGGACCGGCUGUGAGUCAGGAGGGAGAUGCUGCAGUGGCACCUCCCGGGCAGGAGGCAGCUCUGCAAGUUAACGACCCUGGGUUAGCUCUGUGUGCCAAGGGCACAGACCGUGCGGAGGAAAAUUUAAUAGGCACACCCUCUGUAACUCAUAAUGAAGAAUCUAAACAAAACCAGGAAGCAGUGACAGUGGCGGCAGGCUCAGCAGAGCUCACCCAGCAGCGUGGCAGGGAGCAUGGCAAGGUAGCUGCCGGAGCCGGCUGGCCUGAGGACCAUGCAGGGGAUGAGGGCUCUCCGGAGCAGAGCCUCUUGCAGGAGGCUGAAGGAGGCAAAGCUGAGCCUGAGCAGGAGGCUCGUGCAACUGGCAGGGAGCAGGUCUUGUCGGAGGAACUUCUUGCUGCUGUUGUGAAACCCUCUGCCUGCUGUCAGGAGGGGCCUGUGGCAGGUGGCAGCGAUGUGGAUGCUGAGAUGAAAGGGACAGCCCAUGCCAAAGAAGCGUGCAAGACCAGGGCAGUGGGUGCAGGAGAAAGCACCAUCCAUGAACCUGCAUUGGCAGGCAAGUCACCAGGUGUGGAGAGCGGCCCUUGUCUGGAUGCGGCCCUGAACCAAGAACAUGAUCCCAGUCAAACCCUACAACGAAUCUCCCCACGCAGCAGUACCCCCGAAUUAAAGGAUGCUUCAGAAAUGAGAGCCCCGAGUGAUGCCUGUGAGGGUAAGGAAUUGUUAAGGCCGGUGACAAUAACCCCUGUCGCAGCCUAUCCGGAAGAGCAGGAGGAUACGGAAAGCAUGCUUCCCCGGGCAGCGCUUCAGCCCAUCGCAGAAGAGCCCACAUGCGACAGUGACUCCAGCACCGACACCGUUUGUCCCGCUGGCGAGAGCGAUGCUGGUCGCACUGCAAAACCAGCUCAGGGGGAGGUCUUGGCUGAGCCUGAUGGGAAGCAAAGCCAACCUGUACCUGAAUCGCACUUCCUGCCAUGUUUGUGCUAUUUGCAUGCUGUUGAGUCACUGGAAAAUGUGGGAGUAAAGAGUUUGGUUUCGUCGGGUGAUGGCUACUCUCUGGAUAAAGUUCCUAAAAUGGUAAAAAGUUUUGAUGCGGUGGUUUUUGCAGCGGAGACACCUUGUUCCCCUGAAUUACCAGCCACAGAAAAAGUGGGGCUUGAGACCCAGGCUGCAGUGGAUGUGGGAGCCAGCCUUAAUGGAGAAAUGGAUUUAAGUUCCUCAACAAAGAAGAGGAACAUCAGCCCAGCAGUGCAACGAGCUGAGCCUGUUACAGGGAAGUUGGAAAUGAAAACUGAAGAUGAGGUGGAUUUUCUGAAAGAUCGUGUCGAGAGCGCAGCCCACGAGGAAGUGAUAAACCGUGAAAGCUGGUGUUCGCUGGAGCCAUGUCCCAAUUCUUCCCUGCUGGAGCGCAAGCGGACGCGAGAGUCUCCAGAAUGUGAGAACUUCUUGGAAGAUGGGCUGAGUAGCGUCUGUGCCUCAUCACAGGGUGUCCUUAAAAGAGAGUCUGGGAGCGAGUCUGACCUCUUCCCCUUGCCUGGUGAUGGGAUGGAAGACCUUGUCUUUGGAAAGCAGCCUGAAGAGGAGCAGUCUGCCUGUGAUGUUACCAGCUCCAGUUCCUCUGCCGAUGACACCAUGUCCCUGGAGAGGAACUCAUCCUUGGGCAGCGACACAUCCCUUCCCUUCCCGCCGAUGGUGAACUUUGUCCAGCCCAAGGACAGGCACAGCCUGGAUGGUAGCUGCAUGAACAUGGUGGCCACGGAGGGAGGAGAGAAGGAAGAGGAGCUGGACAGUAUCACGGAUGUGCCCGCUCAUUCCUCCGUCUUACGAAACUCCAUGCGGCCACUGUCACCUUUCCGUCGACACAGUUGGGGGCCAGGGAAGAACGCCACCAAUGAAGCAGAAAUAAAUCAGAGGAGUUCAAUGCGAGUUCUGGGGGAUGGUAUAAAGAAGCCUCCCAUUCAUAGGAGAAGUUUGAGCUGGUGUCCCUCUGGUGUACAGUUCAUUGCCAUGGGUCCUGACUUUACUUGUAGAAGUUACAGCCUAGAAGGCCUUGCUGGAGACUCUGGUGAGAACAAGAAGCCUUCUACAAACUUGGAGGCUUCUUCUCUGAGCUCCAAAGACCUCAGACGGACUCCGCUUGCCAGCAAUCAGUGCGGGUCCCUGGUCUUGCUCACUGAAGAACUUGAGCAAGGAGAAAUCAGAGACUACGAUCACCAGAUGCAUCAAACGUCACAGCCGCAAGGAUUUAAUUUCUGUUCUUCCGCUGUUUCAUCUCCACUCACCAAAUCUAUGUCUCUAAUGUCAAUUAGUAAACCAGUGCUGGACACCCAGGGCCGGACUCGACCAUCGAGACGAAUCUCCUUCUCCUUCAGCAUCUCUCCACUCAUUCCUAAGUCUAAAACUCUCUUUUCUAUUGGCUCUUCUUCCAGUGAUGAGGAGGAGGAGUUGGAUAGUACGCAGGCGUUCAGCGGCCCCACGGGUUCCUCAGUUCAGAGCAUAUCUGAAGAGAGCAGCAGUGUCCCUGCUGGUAAAAGUGUAACAAAAGUCAGUCGAACCUUCAGCUACCUCAGGAAUAAAAUGUCCAGCAGCAAGAAGAGCAAAGAAAAAGAGAAAGAUAAAGAGAAGACUAAAGAGAAGGACAAAGAUUCCAAGGAGAAGGAAAAAGAUAAGAAGCUGUUAAAUGGACAUCUCUUUACUGCAACCGCCGUUGUAGCCCAAGCAACCUGUUACCACUGUAUGAAACCUUUCAAUAAGGAUUCGUACUACUGUGCAAACUGCAAUGCAAUUGUUCACAAAGGCUGUAAGGAGAGUUUUGCUUCUUGUGCAAAGGUCAAAAUGAAGCCACAGAGAGGGAUGCUGCAGGCACAUGAUACCUCUUCAUUACCCACAGUAACCAUGAGAAACAAAAGUUCACAACCGAAGGAGCGCCCUCGCUCUGCAAUACUUGCUCCUGAUGAAAACACUGUAACCUCAAUAUUCAAUAACAGGAGAUCACAACAGACUACAGCACUUUCGAAAAGUGUCUCAAUACAGAACAUUGCAGGAGUUGGGAACGAUGACAGCUUAAUACACACUUGGAAAUUCCUGUCGCAGUCAACAGACUCCUUACAUAAAAUCAGCCGGGUGAAUGAAUCCAUGGAGUCACUGGUUGACGAAGGUGCGGACAUGAACGAAGGACAGCUGAUGGGAGACCUGGAAUUAGAUUCCAAGCAGCUGGAGGCAGAGUCCUGGAGCCAAGUAGUGGACAGCAAGUUCCUACAGCAGCAAAACAAAGAUGUUGUCAAACGGCAAGAUGUCAUUUACGAGCUAAUGCAGACAGAAAUGCAUCAUGUCCGCACCCUGAAGAUCAUGAAUGAUGUGUACAGUGCAGGGAUGUUAAAGGAACUGCAGUAUGAUCAACAAGUCGUGGACAAGAUCUUUCCCUGCCUGGAAAACUUGCUGCACAUCCACAGUCACUUCUUCCAGCGGAUUCUGGAAAGGAAGAAGGAGUCAUUGGCAGACAAAAGUGAAAAGAACUUUGUUAUCAAGAGGAUAGGUGACGUCCUAGUGAAUCAAUUCUCCGGUGAGAAUGCCGAGCGAAUGAAGAAAACAUACGGCAAAUUCUGCGGGCAUCACAAUGAGGCAGUAAAUAACUUCAAAGAUCUGUACUCAAAGGACAAGCGGUUUCAGGCAUUUGUCAAGAAAAAAAUGAGCAGCUCCCUGGUGAGACGUCUUGGGAUUUCUGAAUGUAUCUUGUUGGUAACACAGAGAAUCACAAAGUACCCAGUCCUUUUACAAAGGAUACUGCAGUACACCAAAGAAAAUGAAGUGGAACAUGAAGACUUGACUCAGUCAUUAAACCUCGUUAAAGAUGUGAUUGCUGCAGUCAAUAGCAAAGUCAGCAAUUAUGAAAAGAAAAUGCGUCUUGGUGAGAUUUACAACCGGACGGAUAGCAAGUCCAUCAUGAGGAUGAAGAGUGGCCAGAUGUUUGCAAGAGAGGACUUGAGGCAUCGCAAGCUCAUCCGAGAUGGGCCUGUUUCACUAAAAAAUGCAGCUGGCCGGUUAAAAGAAGUCCAGGCUGUUCUCCUCUCUGACAUGCUCGUAUUCCUUCAGGAGAAGGACCAGAAGUAUGUCUUUGCCUCACUGGACCAGAAAUCCACUGUGAUCUCUCUGAAGAAGUUGAUCGUACGAGAAGUGGCUCAUGAAGAGAAGGGUUUGUUCCUGAUCAGUAUGGGUGUAAAAGAUCCCGAAAUGGUGGAAGUCCAUGCUAGCUCCAAAGAAGAGCGUAAUGGCUGGAUACAGAUCAUUCAAGACACAAUGAACACCAUGGAUAAAGAUGAAGACGAAGGAGUCCCGUGUGAGUCUGAGUUUGAAAAGAAAGUGUCGGAUGCCAAAGUGAGAGGACUGAAAGAACAACUUCAGCAGAAGGAUAAGCAGAUUCUCCUCUUGCUGGAGGAGAAGGCUAAGAUCUUCCGGGACAUGGCAGACAGUUCUGUGCAGGAGGACAUGCCAGGCUCCAGGCUGCUCUUCAGAGCAAACACAGAAGAGGCACCAAAAGGAGAGGCCAUUAUGAAAACUGCAAUAAAUGAAGUUGAACUGCUGCAAGACCUGGUGAACAGAAGCCUGGGCACUGCCCUCGGACAGCAGGUCAGCAGCACUGCCAUGGAACAAGAAGGAGGAGUUGGCCCCAUUUCUCUUCCUAGAAGGGCAGAAACUUUUGGAGGAUUUGACAGUCAUCAGAUGAACGCCUCCAAGUGUGGAGCGAAAGAUGAAGGCGAUGAUGCUCAGGACCUUCGGAGAACAGAGUCAGACAGCAUUUUAAAGAAGGGUGGAAAUGCUAAUCUGAUGUUCAUGUUGAAAAGGAAUAACGAGCAGGUCCUCCAAACCAUUACCAGCCUCCAUAAGCUGCUCAGUGCUUUGCAGGGCGUUGUGCUGCAGCAGGACACCUACAUCGAGGACCAGAAGCUGGCUCUGAGUGAGAGGGCUCUGACCCGAAGCUUCUUCCGGCCGACCUCGCUGCUGGAGCAGGAGAAGCAGCGCAACCUGGAGAAGCAGCGCCAGGAGUUGGCCAACCUGAAGAAGCAGCAGACACAGCACCAGGAGGAGAGGCGGAGGAGAGAGAAGGAGUGGGAAGUCCGUGAGAAGGAGCUGGCAGAGCAGGAGGCCCACCUGGCCCAGCGAGAGGAGCAGGUCCAGAGAGGGUGGCAGGAUCUUGAGCGGGAGCGAGAGGAGCUGCAGGUGAAGAAGGCUUCCUACCAGCUCGACCUGGAGAGGCUUCGCACAGCGCAGAAGCAGCUGGAGAGGGAGAAGGUGCAGUUCAAGCAAGACGUUGAGCGAUUAGCUCAAAUGCGGCAGGAGCCUGACCACAACCAGGUUUCAAAUCUACAUGAGAAACUUGCAAGAGUCCCCUCCCAAUCCAGCAUUGAUGACUCCUCCAAGCAGAAGAGCCCUUCCCUUCCUAAACAAGGGCACUUUGAUGCAGAACUGUCUGUCUCCCCUAAAAGGAACAGUCUUUCAAGGACACACAAAGAGAAAAGCACUUUCCAUUUGCUUAGCACAACAAACCAGACUAACAAGGCAGCUGAGGAACAGCCCCAGAUGCCUGCCCGUCUCUUCAGUUUAGCCAAACCAAAGGAGAAGAAGGAAAAGAAGAAAAAGGGCAGGGGACAUCGCGCCCAACAGUCUGAUUCUCACUCGUCGGAAGCACCUCCAGAGGGUGAGGAGAUCUUCUGCUGAGCACAGACGGUUCCAUUGGUCACUCUCGGCAUUGGUACAGUAGACAUCUCCCUGCCCGCUCCACAGCACGCUGCUGGUGCCUGCAUCUGACAAGCAUCUGGAGGUUUUAAAUAAAACAUGUUAUGAAGUCUGUUAAGUGGUGGGAAAGGGCCUCUCUCCUGUGGUUUUGCGUGAGUUCUCACCGCAGAGGCUGACUGCACAGCAAAUAGUACUGUCUCUCUGUGCAAACCUUGGGUUAAAUCGAUCGGAAUAGAUGUUUUCUGUCUCUUCUUACUGCUAAAGGAUAAGAAAACAUAGCCUUAAGGGGUCUGUGCCUUCAGAUUCCCCUUUUCUGGGGAAUGUAACCAAAACCAAGCAUUUAGCAAAAGAUUAGGACUCUACAAAUGGUGCGUACACACUGGCAUAUAUAGAUAUACUGUAUAUAUACAUAUAUGUAUCUAUGUAUCCACUGGGAUAUGCUUACAGUCUGUCCAGCCACGCUUAGCUCGGCCCAUGGGGAUAGAUGAUACCUGAUGACUUUCAGGGAGCGUGUAGAUAUUAAAUAUCUUGCCCUUACUGCUCCGAUUGUAAUGCCAUUGACUUGCACGCCCCUUUUGUGCUCAUAGUAUAUGGACUGUUUGGUUUCAGAAGGAUACAUUACACCAGGAAGCAGUAACAGCGUUCAAAACAAAAAUUCAGAGAAAAAAAAAAAUUUAAAGUAAUUCUGAAAGAUUUCCAUAGGACAGAGGAUUUAAAUGUCAAACUGUUUCCAGAAUCAAGCAGAAUGUCUUUGGGUAUAUUUAAAAUGAUGCAGAAAAGAGAAAUCUGGUAGGCUUGUAAGACAACCCCAGGGAGCCAGAACAAACAGUAUUCAAGUGGGAACAACUCUAAGCAACUUUUUUUUUAUGCAGUCUCUUUGAGCUCCAGUUCACUCCUUCCCAUCCCCUAAGUUAAGAUUUUUAUUUUUUCUUUUUGCCAGAAUAUAGUUCUCCAGUUAUAUUUGGCAUCCCUUCAUUACAAGCCUGAUGACUUACUGGAGAGAUGGCUGAAAAUCUGCUUUUAGGGACCUUUGUUCUUUUAUUUGUAUUUUUCUUCCCCUACUUCAUGUGUUAAGAUUGGGCUUCUGUUUCUCUGGAUUUUGUCAGCUUCUCUUGCUUGUUUCUAAGGCAGAAUGAGACAACAGCAAUUUCAGAGCACUUCAGUGAGAUAUUGCAGGUCAGGGGACUGAGUGAUGUGAGCAGAGCAAACUCCAAAGAGGCGGCUCCUAGUUGCUAUGCCUAUACAAUACUGUGCACUUAUUAACUGUUUCUGGGGAGAUAAUACAUUCUCAUGGACAAAAGCACUGUGGGACAGGUCCAAACAUCCAGUGUGGCAGGUCUGUUUCCAUUGCCGUGGGCUCUAGGGUGAAAGUGUCCGUGUGUCCCCGUGUUGCCAUCAGCAGAAGGGGAAGGUCUGAGGGUGGCUCUUGCUGUGCCGACUGUGAGGUGUUUGUACAGCUGUUGAAUAUACGGAUGUGUUCAGCAGGGGAAGAGAAAUGCAGCAAGCCAAACUUUUUUCCAAAAUUAUUGUUCCUCCAAACCCUCUCAGGGGAAUUGCCUGAGCAGAUGUGUAAAUGGUUAGGAGACACUAUCAGCUUUAAAAUAGCUCAAGGGUUUGCUCAGAGUAUGAAACUGUCGAGUGUAUUUCCUUUCCUACCAGUUUUUCUUUUUAAAAAAAAAAAAAAAUUUCUUCUUGCACUAUUGCUUGAUUUUAAUUUGCUCUCUGGCUUCUCACAAGCUAGUAACCCGCAGCAGUUUUCAGAGUUGGGUGCUGAUGAGUAUCAGCAACAUUGAUGGUGAGGUGGAUACUUAGACUGGUCUGUCUUGGUCAGUGCAGGAAUCCUAAACCACCUGCUUGCUUUUGAAGCUCUCUAAACUAUUAAGACUCAAAACAAAAAAAAAAAAAUAAAGAAAGGAAAAAGGUUUGAGAUUUAUUUUUAUUUUGCUUUUUUUAAUAUUAUUUGGUGCUUGUUCUUAAUUGCAAGCAGGGCUUGCAAAAAAUAUUUAUCUUUCUGUUUAUUUGAAAGAGUUCUUUUUUUAAAAGAAGUUUACUUGAUUUUAUUUUUUUAUUUCAUUUUACUUUUUAUUUUGCUUUUGUUUGGCGGUUUGAGGGGUGUUUUGGUUUUUUUCUUUCCCUUUUUUUGUUUUUGUUUUGGUUUUUUGUUACCAAGAGAUUGGUAAACCAAAUGUUCUUAUCUCCCUGGUUCCUACAGAACCAGGGUUUGGGCAGUGCUGCUUAGCAGCCCAUGCCAUGCCCAGAGUUACACAAUUUCAACUGAGAGCUUUCUUUAAGGCAAAGCAUCUUUGGGCCAAAAAAAGUCUGGAAAAAGAAGCAAUGACUUCAGACAAGACUCCUCCUAUCAGUUUCCUUGUUUAAAUUUUUUGUUUAGGUUUUCUCAUACCUCUUGGAGACAAAGGAGAAAGCAAAACGUGGAGUGUCUUGCAGUGAUGUGAGGGUCCAGUUGCUUGUCUGGGGAGAUCAGGCAGCUCUUCUCCUGAACCUGAAAGGAGCUGGAGGAGGCAUGUGCUGGUGGUGUGGUGUUAUCUUUUUCAUAAGAAAAACACCAAUUUCACAAAAUAGCUUCUGCCCUGCUGUUUGUACCUCUGCAAAAAUGAAUGUGCCAAGCUGAAAUUUUUGGAAACCAAAGCAGUGCAUGGCUCAUUUACUGUCAUGUAAACAGAGAUCAGGUCCCCGGUAUUUCUGAAAGUUCCCCUCAGUCUGUAAUAGCCUUUGCCAGUAUAAGCUUUUCUUUUCAUCCCAUUGUCUUUUCCACAUCCCAACACAUCUUGAAUUCAUGACAUGGGAAUGUCCCAUGGCUCCAAGAAGGGCAUCAAAAGGGAGACACAUGACCCAGGGCAGCAGGGCUGGGUCUCUGCCUGGCUUGACCAACUCUUCUGACCUGUGCAAAUCAGAAAGAGCAUUCAGUGCCCUAAGUGAAAACAGUAUUUGCUAAGUGAUUUCCUAAGGUCCCCAUGGUUCCUUGUCAAAGAAACCACAGGCGUGAGCCAGAAAUAUACUGACCAGAAAUACUGCGUAUCAAAGCUGUGUCUUAAAUUCUGGUGGACAGACCUUUGUCCCUGGAGGAUGUAUGUUACCGUAUGAUUCACUUUUUUGGAAUGAAGCCUUUACUCCCACACUGCUUCCUUCUUCUUUCACCUUUAGGAAGGCAAGGGCUUGUUUUUAUCUCUUUAGCCUUUUAUUCUUCCCCUCUCAGGUUUUCUUUGGAAAGGUUUGGCAUAGGAUCCCAGAGUCAGAUUCACACUCUGAUCCCUGCAGGUUGCCUAGGGUUGUCUGCUAGAGUAUGGUCCCAGCUUUACAGCACCAAAGCCUUUCCACUUCCUGGCCUUAAAAUUGCAUUUGCUCCACUUCCACAGUUGGUAUCCAUCCUGCAGUUGUUGAAAGCAUGUUAUUUCUUCAACCCAGCCUGAUACUGUGUCUGGUUCCCAGAGCCAGUCCCUCAAUCCCAUUUGGAGCACUCAAACCACCCUGUUUUGCAUUGGGUUCCUGGGACACAGAGCAGGUUCAAAAAUGUCUGUGUGAAGCCCAUAUUGUUGGAGGGAGAAGAGGACCCUGCAAGGGCUCUCAGAGCUUUUUGUUCUAGUGUUUCAUGAAGGGGAAAAAUCAGACUCUUUUCUUGGGCUUUUCUUUGCCUGGUCGUCUUCACUGCCCAACAGAAGGGGUUUCAAUGACCAGGGAAGUGGGAGUGUGGGCUCAGAUGAAGUACAAAAGUGGUCAGUAUUAGCUGGGGGUGCCAGAAUACCCCAGCGGUAGAGUAGCUGUAUCAAACCGUGUGAGAGUCGAUGGAGUUGUGUGGGCUUGGCCUUAGCUUCUUUUAAACAAAGUGAUCAUCUCAACAUGUAACUUGAUGUCAGUUUGAUGCCAUAAAGCACUUUAAAUGGAAGUGGUCUUGUCCCUUUUUAUUUGGGUUAUUUGGAGACAAUCAGCUUUGCCAUUGCUUCCCCCCUCUGCAUCCCCAGCAAAAUCUGAGCUGCAAGUAGGCAUAUUCCUGGUUUGGUUUGGCUUUACCCUGGGAGGGGAGGAAGGGCCAAGGUUUUUCUAUUAUUUUUAGACGAAAGUGGGUGUGAGUCUGACUACAGUCCCGCUGCAGACAGGGUGAGUGGCAGAACCAGAGAACUGGCUUCUGAUGGCUCAGGUAUGUCCCCCAGGAGAGCCCAUGCUGGCGUCACCAUCACCUUCCUCACAGCGGGUACUGCUGCCGGUAGGGAAGCAGUCCCACCAGUGGUUAGCCCUCCCUCUCCUUUUCCUUGGAGAAACCCAGAGCAAAGGAGGUGUGGGGGGAUGCAACCAGAUAAGUGUAAAGUGAGGCCCUUUCCAUGCACUAAGUUAUUUACUGUCCAGGCCAUUGGGAGACCUCCCAAAUGCCAUCCCUGGGGCAGGAGCUCUCGCCACCCCUGAGGGUGGACUCUUCACUCUUGAAAUUUGACCACUGCUGAGAAGCACAGUAACGCCAUGAGCUCGUGCGGAUUUGUACUGCCUUUCGAAGGCAAGAGCAUCCAUAGAGUCCAAUCAUCUUUGCACCUUCCUUGAGGCACUAGGCUAUCUCAAAGCUGUUGCUGAAAUACCCAAAUCCAGUCCUUCCAAAUGCGACCGAGUCAGAAGAGGUUCACCAUGUGCCAAAUCCCAAGGAAGCUGUCCAGGAUAUCUCUGGCAUGGGGCAAGGGAGGACUGGGCAGGGGGCACAAGAGAGUAUCAGCUAAAAUCCCACAAAACAUUCCUUGUUAACCAGAACUCUGGAAAUUAUUCUGCCUGCUGGCCAGGUUUGGGAAUUUAACAUCAUUUAAGACACCCUUUUAAAUAAAAAACCUCCCCUGCUGCUCGUAACUCUUGCUUCAUUUGUCAGAAGGGGCAGCAAUCAAUGAUUCUUGAUCUGGUGAUGCAGCUAAAUUUUAAAGAUAGGCUAACUGAACUGGCUUAAUCUCAUUCACCUCGUGCUCUUCAGUGAUGGGAAGUGUAACACUAGCUCCCUUCCCACCUGCGUUUUCAGGGCUUGGUGCCCUAUCUUUCCACAUGCAUUUCACUGACACUGAUGCUUUGCCCAAAUAUAUUCAGCUUCCAUUGCUCAGGGGGAGGGGGGAACAGGAUAACAUUCACUGCUUUGCAUACAGCUAUAAGCUUCGUAUGUAUUUAAGCUGUCUAUAGGUAUCCAUCCUUUCCAUGCUCCAAAGUAUUUUACUGUUUUCUUUAUCGAUAUUAAACACUGACUCAAAGAAAAUCCAAAAACCUAUGUCCAGUUCAGUUCGCCUAUGGUUAAAGUUUAGCCUGGUGUUUAUUUUAUACUAAUAUGGAAUGCACUUGAGUAAUUCCCAGAGCAUUGAGGAGGUGUAUUAUAAUAACCUGAUAUACCUCUGCUUUUUGUUUGUUUCUUAAAUAAAUAAAUAAAUAAAAAUGCUUUGCAUUUUCAUGUUGAACCCACUAAAAAAAAAGUUUAAAAAAAAAGUUGAAAAAAAGAAUUUUUAAAAAAGAGGGUAAAACCUAAUUGCUGUAUGUUAAUUUGUAAUUAUGUAAAAAGUAAGCAGGUUAUUGACUGUAAAAUUCUUCAGUUUUUCUGUAACUUGCCAGAAACCAUUAGGUUUUGUAACAAGCUUUUAUUUAUCUUCCUUUUUAGUUAUCAGCAUCAACCUCUUGUAAAGUCAUUUUUCCUCUAAAUAAAUUUGAUUUUAAGUCUGA